Messenger RNA from Cryptosporidium muris RN66, 6399 nucleotides. RefSeq lists its product as uncharacterized. Gene Ontology annotation, molecular function: UDP-glucose:glycoprotein glucosyltransferase activity. The coding region runs from base 1 to 6399 and encodes 2132 amino acids. NCBI's taxonomy places the organism in Eukaryota, Apicomplexa, Conoidasida, Eucoccidiorida, Cryptosporidiidae. Gene Ontology annotation, cellular component: endoplasmic reticulum. The transcript has a single exon. The record is from RefSeq and is a predicted model, not a curated record.
AUGAAUGAUGAUUUAACUGUAGGAGUAUCUGAUAAAAUGGUCAGUGAUAUACUAAUUAAUAUACCUCGAUUGAGGCCACUUAUUCAAACGAGAAAUGAAUACUUGAAUGCAAAUUGGAGUGAUAUUAAUUUAGGAUUAAAAAGUAAUUGGCCUAUAGUACCUUUGGACUCUGCAAUAUUUGAGUUCCUAUGUGAAUUUUAUCAAAGUACAGGUAGGUCACUCGAUAAGUUGUUAUAUGAUAUUGAGAGGUCAAGAGAUAAAAAACAAAGCAAGAAUUAUAUUUCGACAUCUAUAGCUAGUGACUUAAUUACUGACAAUUUGGUGAUAAAACUUAUGGAGACACUUGUAAUAAAUCGAUGGUACUCUCCUGCGGUAGAAUCUUUGAGAAGUAUUGAGAGAAUACAUAGAAAAGAAGUAGGAGUCAGUUGUUUGUUUUCUACAAAUUCAAACACAAAGCGAUCACCCACUGGAUGGGUCUUAUUUACUCAUAAAAGUGGUUGGUUUGAUUACAAAUGUAGUCCAGAGGAAGUUGACAAAGUAAACCUAGUUAAUAUUGUUAACAUAGAAAGACUAAAGAAUAAGCUUAGUUAUAUAUCUAUCCAAUUAUCUAAUGAAGUAUUUAUACCAGAACAUAAACUAGAAUAUUUUAAUACCAGAAAUAAAACUAAGAGAGAUCAUGAUUUAAGUAUAGUAUUAUAUAUAGAUUUUUCCAAUGAACAUGCUACUGAACUAAUGAGAUCCGUUAUUAAUUUAUGGAAUAGAUUAAAAGAUAUUGAAAAUAACUUAAUAUUUACAUCAGCUAUUCUGCUAAUCAGACAUCUUGACUUAAUUAAGAGUGAUGGGGAAAUGGAAUUUGAAUAUUUAACAGGAUAUGGGACAAUAUUGAGAAAAACUAGAAAGGACAGUAUUUCAAAGUUCAAUAGUUUUGUUAACAAAAGUUGUAACUCCGAUAUUAGUCACCAAAUAUUAAAUAAAGUAGAUGAAGAAUAUUGUGAUUUAAUGACAUCUUGCGAUAUAGCUGUAAAUAUGGAGAAUGUUAUUGACCCGGAUACAAAUUUAGAUAACGAAUGCAUUGUAGAUUUGGGAGUCCAGACAAUAUCUCUUUCUAAGCGUUUAGAAAAUCCACUAAAAGCUAUGUCUCUUUUUGUUAGUAAUUUUGGCACCUAUCAAUAUGCUUUAUGUAAAAGCUUGAGGACAAGGAGAACCCAUGGAGCUAUUGAGAAAUUACAUAAGUAUAUAACACCAGGAGCUACGAUAAUAUCUAUUAAUGGACGUUUGGUAUCUCCUUCAGAAGCAUCAUUUAUGAAUAUAGCUCCAAUUAUUAAGUCUAUAAUCUUUAGUCGUUUCAAACUCGCUUAUACAAAUAAUAUAAAUCUUGAUAUGGUUGAAGAUGUUCUAUCUAACACAGGUUUAAUUGAUAAUGAACUAAUUCCAUUAUUUGGGACAAAUGUGACUUUAGGAGUUAAAAGUGAUAAUUCAGUUUACAUUAAUAUUCUAAAAGGGGAUUUACUAGAAAAAGCUAGGAACUCAGAGAUAUUUGAUAAUAGUACGUUGGAAGAUGUAAAAAUUGAUAUAGAUAAUGAUUCUUCAAUUUUAGACGAAGAUGGAUGGGUUGGAAAGAUGGAGUAUACAUUAACAAAAUCUGAUCCUUGGGUUAAGUCAUCACCUAGAACAGAUUGGAGAAUUCUUUAUGAGCUACCGAAAAAACAAAGUCAUUUUUAUAUGGACAUUGCUAAUAUUGGAGAAACUCAAUGGGGGAGAACCCCUAUGCUAUUUGAUGACGUCUGGUUUACAAGAGAAGAAAAAGAGUUAAUAAUUGUGGAAUUUGAUGAAGAAAGACACUCUAAAAUAUCUAAUAACUCUGAAAAAUAUAUAAAUGAAACUAAAUUUGAUAGUAUUAGAAAUUCACAGAAAUUUGAAGUAGUUAGUCAGUUAAAAAGAUUCAAUAACUCAGUUGAGUAUUUGAAUAGCUCACAAUCAGAUAACUCAACAUUAAUAAGGCUGUACUCCCCAUGGAUGAUGUUUUCAGUAUACUUUAUGUCACAAAUUCGUUUUGCAGCUGAAGUUCAAAAUUAUUACAUUUAUGAUAUAAUGAUAGAACCUGAAAAAACAAUGGGACAAGUGUUAUACCCACUGGAGGCAUUACCAAAUCUUCAGGAAAUGACUCCUGAAUAUACUGGAAUUUAUCCUAUUAAAGCUCCUAUUUUGAGUGUUAUUUUGUUAUGUGAUCCUUUAGAUAUGGAUUGCAUGGCUACUAUAAUAAAAUUAUUAAAUAAAAAGUGGCCAAUUAGACUAAAUGUUAUGCUAGUAGACCCUAAUUGGAUACAAGAAAGAAAACCAGAUUUUAAUAUUCCUUUUAACUAUGAAGGAGUUAACACUGAAAAGGAUUUCCAAACUAGAUUUGCAGAAAAUUCGUCUAAAAAAUUUACUAAUAGUUUUAAUGAUACUUCAUUAUGUAGUUUUUAUUUUGCUAAAAAUCUUGAAGAUUGUCCCGAAUGGAUUAGGCAAUCAAAUACUUCAAUGAACGAAAAUAUGGAAUUAAAUGCAAAUUCUGCAGGUAUAAUGGGAAUAAAGUUAGCUAUUUCGGAAAUAUUUGGAUUCUUUGUUUCAUCUCAGACUAUACAAGGCAUGAUUUUAGCUAGAGCAUUUUUAGAAAUGAUUGCAAGGAAUUUCCCACUUCUUUUAAAUCCAUCAUUUACUCUAGGAGAGUUAAAUAAAUUUUUAGAACUGUUCUUCAAGCACUUUGAUGCAAAUGCAGAUAUUAAUAAAUUGUGGCAAAUUAUAUAUUCUAAUAACCCAAAUCAAGACUCAUAUGUGAAUAAAGCAUUAGCUUAUUGUAGACUAAAAGGUUUUACAUCUAGAGGAUCUCUUGUAAAUGGAUAUUUCAUACAAAUUGAGGAUCUGGAUAUUGAACAGGUAAUUUAUACAAUUGCAAAGAGAGAACAAACUUUAAUUACUCAGGGUGUUAAGUCUGGAAUUAUAGCUACUGAAGAUGAUAUACCUGAGUAUAUUUUAAAGUAUUCAGACUCAACCUUACCUGCAAUGUUUCCCCCAUUAACAAAGUCAAUAAGAUUAAAUGAUUGGCCAUAUUCGGGAAUGAGAUAUGGUUGGAGUAUUAUCGAUAAAAAAUUGAACAAAAAAGAUCUUAAAUUAGAAGAAACUGAGUAUAUACCUCAAGAUUUAUCUGAAUUUAGUAAUAUAAUUAAGGGAGAUUCAGAUAUAUUUGAAAAUGUUGAAAUAACAAAGUCUGAUCUUUUAUCCUUGAACUAUACAAGAUUAUGGGAUACAAACCCUGUAUUGGACGAGAAAAAAAUUAAAGUAUCUCCUUUCACCACAUUUAUAGUAUUAGUUAGAAGUAAUAGUGCAGGGCUAUAUAGUUUACAGACAGUAUUAGACUACUGGAUAUCUACAGUGUCAUUAUUUACUUCUACUAUGAAUAGGAGAUCUUUUAGUGAUUUUUUUCCAAAUAGAAGGUUCUCAAUAUCUUUUAUUAAUGAAUAUAAUCAAUUUCCAAUGAAUUUAGAAUAUUUGAAGGGGGGUUCAGUGCAAGAUUCUAAUCAUAAUACUAGUGAUCUCAAUCAGAUGAGUGUAAUUAAUGGUACUCAUACAAUAUCAGCCAAAUCGUUACAGCAGUGCUUUGAUAGAGUUUUAGAACCUUUAAACAAAAAUGAUAGAUUAUAUCCUGUUCUUCAGCAUCUAAAAGUUUUAAAGACAUUUACAAGUAUUUUAUCUAAAUUGAUAAAUGAUCCUUAUUUAAAGAAAUUACCAGAUGACUUCCAAAUACAAGAUCUUUGUACAAAAAUAGCCAAUAUGGCAGGGUUGGAUAUUCCAAUUGAAAAUAUUCAAAUGGAAUCCAGUAGAAUAGAGGCAAUUAAAAAGUUUAUUAGAAAAUUUUCUUCUCAAAAUGAUGAAACUGUCCAUUCAUACCCUUUCAGACAGCGUUCCAGUAGAGAUAGUACCAUUUUUCCAAGAUAUGUUUCGUAUAACUUCUCUAAUAGUGAAGAAAAUAAGGAGAAUGAAGAUCAGACAAGCUAUAAUUCUAAAAAAACUUUCAAAUCUAAGAAACCAAUAUUUAAAGACACUGAACUGUCAAAUAGAAAGUGUUCAGAGGUAUAUUCUAUGGGUAUUGCAAUUAAUGGAUUAUUUAUCAGAGUAUGUCCUCAAUUAUAUCCUAAUUACAUUAGUUUAAAUACACCCAUAACAAGGUUUUCUCCUAUUCAUAUAGUACACAUGAAGAUUAUGGAACUUGCAAUAACUAGCAGAUUGAGACAUUUAGUAAUGCUAAGCCAAUAUAAGCAGCAUAUAAAUUUAAAUGAUGUGUCAACUUCAUAUAAAAGAAAUAUAAAAAAUAGAUGGGAAUCUCUUUCUCCUGAAGAUGUAUUUUUAUUAAUGCAGGAAAAUAUUCGAGCAUUAGAUUACACUCAGGGAAAUUCCUUCAUAUACUUAGAAGAACUUUACAAUAAACAUGAUAUUUCAAAUAGUAUUAAAACUCAUCUUAAACCUCCAAGAUCUAAAUCAAAUUCAAUUAGUUUAAUAAAUGUUGUUGUAACUUUGGAUCCUCUUACUCCUAUUUCUACCAAAGUUUUGUCUCUACUUGAAAUACUACAUACAUUAUUUGAAGCCAACGUAAGAAUAGUUUAUAACCCAAUUUUAUACUAUAAUGGAUCUAUACCUAUUCAAAAUAUGUGGUUUAGAUAUGUAUUCAAUUAUCCUAGAUUAGUGCAGUCUAAUGAAACGAAUUCAACCAGUGUAGUGAGAUUAUCUGAUCUUUUAUAUUCUUCUGAUUCAGCUUCCAGCUUUAUUAAUGGUAGAAGUGAAGAAUAUGACUUUAAAAAUAAUACACAAUACAUUGCAAAAUUCAAUAUACAUACAAAAGAUCAUUUAGAAAUUGCUCUAGAUACUCCUAAAAACUGGGUAAGUGAAUUCAUUCAAACAGUGGUUAGAGAUAUAAAUAUGGAAGAACAAGUAAAAUUUGAUGGCGAUAAAGAUAUUAAAUAUAAUUUCCUAUCGAUAUCUCCAUCAAUAUUCGCAAAUAUUUCUUGUCCUAUACUCUUCCAGUACAAGCUCAAAGGCUUCAGGAAAAGUGGAAGUAUUCACACAACUUCCGAAAUGCACAAUUCAAGCUUUAUUAUACAGAAUAAGUACCUUGAUAGUGAAUCAAAUGAUUUAGCUAGCUAUAGCCUGCUUGAGUUUGGAUACUUUAGUGUAUUAACUAAUCCUGGGAUAAACUUAUUUACAUAUAAGCUUGAGUUGGUAGAUUAUUUAUCCAAUGAAUGGAUUAAUAAUGAUACUAAUAACUCAAGUGAAGUUCAACAAAAGAAGGGAAUUUUCCAAAUAACUACAAAUAAUUUAAUUUCAUCUUCUAAAUCUCUUAAUAUCUUUGCUAAUCUUAAAUAUGAUAAUAGUCCCAACUUUAAUGAAAUAAUAGAGAAUAAUCUCAACUCAAAUUCCUUCCUAUAUAAUAUAAAACAAGAUAUUAAAGAAGAAAUUUCUAUGUUAAAUAUUCUUUGCAUCUCAUACAUAAACAAACAUAUUACAGGACAAGAUUUAGAAAGAUUUGUCCAAUCAAUUUUAAAUUUAAAUCUUUCAUAUACUAAUAUAAUUAUCCAUUUAGAUAAUAGAGAACUGGAUGCUCAUCUAAAAAUAUCUUGGCUUCCAUUAUUACAAAAAAAGUAUAAUAUUCAAUUUAAUAUAUUUGAAGUAAUGUGGCCAGAGUGGUUACCACAACUACCAGAACAUUUACAAACUAAUAUCAUUGAUAUAUUUGUUACUUUAGAUACUUGGGUCCCAAGAAUAGCAUCUAAACUUUAUAUAAUAGAUCCUUCUUAUGUUAAUAUCAAAGAUAUUAAUAAAUUAGCAAGUAUUAAUAUGGAUGAAUUUAGUUUUGCAUUUCCUACUUGUAAUUCCAAUUCUAAAUUUGAUCCUAAUAAUUAUUCUAAACAAGAUAAUUGGAGAGAUAUUUUUAAAGCAAAUCAUAGUUAUAAUUUUGAACAUGCUAAGAAUUAUUCUAACUAUUAUUUGACAUCUUUUGGAAUAAUCAAUUUGAAAAAAAUUAACUUCACAAUACCACUGUUACGUAAUGCAUAUAUUAAAACUCCAUGGAGUCUUGCUUAUCAACAAAUGACUAUCAAUUCAAAACAUAUCCAAAUUACUCCUAUUGAUUUACUAAUAAAUUUUGCAAGCCAAUUCAUUCCUGUAUAUCCAAUUUCAGAAUUAAUUGUUGCCUGUUUAGAAUUGUGUAAAGAGGAUAUUCUACAAGUUGCAGAUAUCAUAAAUUUCGGCUGUGAACCAAUAAAAAAUAUUUAUCAAGUCGACUUCAAAACAGAAUUACUAAAUAAUAGAUCCCUAAUUAAUAACAAAAAUAAACCUCUCAAUUAUAUUAAACAUGAUGAGCUAUAA